Messenger RNA from Alternaria postmessia, 1332 nucleotides. RefSeq lists its product as uncharacterized. The record is from RefSeq and is a predicted model, not a curated record. Bases 1 to 1332 code for a protein of 443 amino acids. Lineage: Eukaryota; Fungi; Ascomycota; Dothideomycetes; Pleosporales; Pleosporaceae. The transcript has 2 exons.
AUGGCUCCAGUCAAAGCAGUUUUACCCCUUGCCCUCGCUGGCUUCGCGGCCGCGAGGCAAUGUUCGACCUUCAUGAUUGAGACGUCGAUUAGCUCGAGGCAAGGACAGUUCAAGGAAGUGCCCGUCGAAGGCAACCUCGAUGUUGGCGCAUUCGUUGCUCGAUUUAAUCAAUUCGGCAAGAAUUACACAGCAGAGCUUCUUGAGGGUUACCAAACGUUGGAGGGUACCUACAACAUCUCCGCACAGUACUGUAAGCCAGACAGUGGCAACGGCAAAACCAUCCAGCUCUUGAGCCACGGUAUUGGUUUCGACAAGACAUACUGGGACCUCGAGUACGACAACUACAACUACAGCUAUGUCGAUGUGGCCCUGGCUGCUGGCUACAGUACGCUCGCGAUCGACCGUCUAGGUAUCGGUCUAUCUUCUCAUGGAGACCCAUUCAACGAGAUCCAAGCUCAAGCUGAAGUUGAAGCUCUCAACUCUGUCACUACGCAACUGCGCAAGGGCGAGAUCCCAGAGAUUAGCUGCGCAUACGACAAGGUCAUCCACGUUGGUCACUCCUUCGGUAGUGUCCAGUCCUACUGGCUCUCCGCUCUCUACCCUGAGAACACGGACGGUGUUAUCCUUACUGGUUUCUCUGUAGCCGGACAAUUCCUGGCCUACAUCACUGCCGGAUGGAACCUGCACAGCGCUCGCCUUAACCAGCCUCUGCGCUUCGGAAAUUCCUCGAACACCGUCGUCCGCGCUAUCGCCGACCAGUAUGAUGUGAGCGAGAACGUCGUCAGUGGUCUUCAGAAGAUCCUCGCAGCUGCUGGUGUGGACCUGACCUCUGAUGAGGUAUGGAACGAGGUCGCCACCACCGAAGUCCUCGACCUGAUCAACGGUUACAACAAGACAGUUGACACCCUCAACUACCCCUCUGGAUACUUGGCACACUCCGACCUCACUGCCUUGCAGUACGCUUUCCUCCAGCCUGGCAACUACGACGUUGGCCUAGCUCUCGUAGCCGAGAAGACCAAGCAGCCCGUCACCACCGGUGAGCUCUUGACCAUCGGUGGCUCGCCCAGUUCAUCUCCCUUUACUGGCCCCGUCCUUGUCAUCACCGGUGAAAACGACGUACCAUUCUGUGGAGGAAACUGCUACGGUCAAGUCAUGGGUACAAACACCUCCAACAUCCCCGAGGGUGUCGCCAUGGCUUACCCAUCAGCCUCUGCUUUCGAGGCGUACAUUCAGCCUAACACUGGUCACGGCUUGAACUUCCAUUACAACGCCACCGCUGGUUACCAAGUCAUGCAGGACUUCUUGGCAAGCAAUGGUCUUGCUGCGCAGUAA